GCCAGUUCUCAGGUAGAUUGCCGUUUUGACUGUUCAAACCCUGCUGUUAGCUGUAUUCUUGCCUCUUUCAAUGAGUAUUAUAGGCCACUUACUUUCACUACUGAAUUUCCAGCGCAAGGCAAUAUCAGAUUUUUAGACUUGCGUUUGCAUUUCAAAGCCGAACACGUGUGUUGGGUAUAUGAGCCCAGAGCUAACAAGCCGCCCUUGAGGUACAGUUCUGCACACUCUAAACUCGUAAAAAGAAGCAUUGUACGUUCUUUCCUGUCAUGCGCUCUAUCUAAGUCAUGUGCUCACUUACUAGAUGAAGGCCUUAGUAAGCAGGUGGCUCGUCUGGAAGCAGCGAACUAUCCGAAACAUAUCAUUAUCUCGGUUGCUGAAGGCCUGCAUCGUCAAAAGAAACUAACUUCACGCAUGAGCGAUGAGCAGAGAGCGGACUACGUAAGAGAAAGGAAAGAAGAAAGGGAAAAACGUAAAGUGGCGGUAAUUCCCUACUUUCAUAAGGUUUCCCACAACCUAAAAAAGGUCGGGCAACGUUCUGGUGUAAACGUUGUGUUUACAGCACCUAACAAACUCUUGAGGUUGAGUGUGAUGAGCUGUCCCAUGAGGAAACCAAAGCCUGGUUGCGCUACCGCGCACAAAGAUCCUUUUGUUGCAUGCACCCGCAAUGUUGUGUAUAAGAUCCCACUCUCGUGUGGGAAGUACUACGUGGGCCAGACGGGCAGAUGUUUAAACGUGCGUCUGGCGGAGCAUAGCAACAAAGUGGAGAGCAUUGCAAUAGAUGGGCAUCUAGCUGCCCAUUGUAGAAAGUGUGACGCGAACGCUCCAUGCUUCCCGCUUUUCGAACGAACCGUUGUUGUCUAUCGCCACAGGAAUAAGAUUACGAGGGAAAUUGUGGAAGCAGCUGAGAUAGCCAGAGCAGGUGAAGAGUGCGUUAGCACGCCGUCUAUAUUUUUAUCAAGGAAAGAGCUUGAAUUUUUGGGCAUAGUAGUCACAUGACUGUCUUUUCCUCCUUCCCUUCAGUCUGCUCUAUUGUAGUGGCGUCCCAGUGAGUAUAUAUAUACUCACCAGCUGCAAUAAAUCAUUUGUUGAAAGUUAGCGCUCGUCCUGUGUUCUGCUUGUCCCUGUGUAACUUUUUUUUGCGCUAUGUAUCCCAGUCUGAAUGCAUACCACCAACACGCCCAAACUUCUUCCCUGCUAAAGUGCAUUUCUAGUACCUUGGGCCUUCCCUAUGCUGUUCCUCCUGAUCUUUGUUCUUUGGUUACUCGUGCGGCCUAUGCCGAGGUUCAAGCUCGUGCCCUCUCGUUCUGCGUUCGGUCCAGGAUUUUACCUCCUGCAAUUCUGGCUAUGCUUGGGGGGUUCCCUCCGUCUUUUAACCAUGGCAGAAGGUUGUGCAAGAUUUUCCGUGCUGAGUGGCAUAGACAGGCUGGCUUCUACCGUGACUGGUUGUACGCAAGCAUCUUUUGUGACGACGACGUGAGGCGAGCACGCCGAAGAUGGUGGGAACACUCAAGGCUGUUGACACACUCCACUGAAACCUUCUGGCACAGCGUUUUGGACGCCCUUCGUCCCUUGGCUUCCCGCAAGGUCGCGCAUAGUGAGGACAGGCUCCACGCUAUUGGUGACGCCGACGUUCCUGAGGAUGUUCACCGAAUUCUGUGCCUCGGUCCGAAAUUCGCCGUUCAGCCUCGGAAGGAUCCCGCUGAGCUUCUGACUUGCGUCCGUGAUGUGGCUCAGAUGGCGCCUGUGGAGGAACGUGAGGCCUGUGUUUCUCAGGGAGUCAAGGUGCUCUCUUGUGGCGGACAUGAGCGCACGGGUGACCGCAUCGGCCGAGUGGCGGCUUCACUUCGGGAACGCAGGCUAUGUGUCCUGCCUGCGGACAAGGAAGGGGGUUUCGUGGUGCUUUCACAGGGUGUUUACCGUGAUAAAGCCUGUGCUGCGGUAUGUGCUGUCUUUAAUCCUAUUCGACGUGUUUCGCUGAAGAAAGUAAAGUUGCGAGCUAAGCAGAUGUGUAAAGACCUUAAUUUGGAAAACGUUGCAAAGAAAAUCAAUGGCGCUGACGGUGACUGCCUAGAAAUGUUUUUCACCGCGAAGACACAUAAGGAUGAUUGUCCUUUUCGUGUCAUUGUUUCUGAAUCCGGGACGUGGCAGAAGUGCGUCGCAGAAUUCCUGCAAAAUAGCCUGAGACUCCUCAACGUGGCGGAUCCGUUUCUUACCAAAGAUUCUUCAGAUGUGAUCAACUUUUUAAAUGGAGCUGACGGCCAGUGUUUAACUGCAUUUUCUGUGGACAUAAAGGAUUUGUUUUAUUCAUUGCCACAUGAGGGUUUGCUGCGCAGUGUUGAGGCGGCAAUAGAUGAGCACGGCACUGUCCUUUUUUCUAACGCUUGUGGUGUUAGUGUGGCAAGGUUUUUAGAGCUUUUAUCAUUUUAUUUGAGGUCUACCUUUGUUCAAUUUGACAAUAACAUUUACCUGCAAAAGCAGGGUGUUUGCAUAGGCUCUUGCAUAGCGCCCAUAUUAAGUGACCUGUUUUUAGCUCGUUGUGACAAGGCUUUUGCCGCGCGGGUGGGUGAUUUGGGAGUUUUGAAGGUUUUUAGAUAUGUAGACGAUUUUUUGGUAUUUUUAGAUAGAUCACUACUUGUUCCGGCUGCCAGUUCUCAGGUAGAUUGCCGUUUUGACUGUUCAAACCCUGCUGUUAGCUGUAUUCUUGCCUCUUUCAAUGAGUAUUAUAGGCCACUUACUUUCACUACUGAAUUUCCAGCGCAAGGCAAUAUCAGAUUUUUAGACUUGCGUUUGCAUUUCAAAGCCGAACACGUGUGUUGGGUAUAUGAGCCCAGAGCUAACAAGCCGCCCUUGAGGUACAGUUCUGCACACUCUAAACUCGUAAAAAGAAGCAUUGUACGUUCUUUCCUGUCAUGCGCUCUAUCUAAGUCAUGUGCUCACUUACUAGAUGAAGGCCUUAGUAAGCAGGUGGCUCGUCUGGAAGCAGCGAACUAUCCGAAACAUAUCAUUAUCUCGGUUGCUGAAGGCCUGCAUCGUCAAAAGAAACUAACUUCACGCAUGAGCGAUGAGCAGAGAGCGGACUACGUAAGAGAAAGGAAAGAAGAAAGGGAAAAACGUAAAGUGGCGGUAAUUCCCUACUUUCAUAAGGUUUCCCACAACCUAAAAAAGGUCGGGCAACGUUCUGGUGUAAACGUUGUGUUUACAGCACCUAACAAACUCUUGAGGUUGAGUGUGAUGAGCUGUCCCAUGAGGAAACCAAAGCCUGGUUGCGCUACCGCGCACAAAGAUCCUUUUGUUGCAUGCACCCGCAAUGUUGUGUAUAAGAUCCCACUCUCGUGUGGGAAGUACUACGUGGGCCAGACGGGCAGAUGUUUAAACGUGCGUCUGGCGGAGCAUAGCAACAAAGUGGAGAGCAUUGCAAUAGAUGGGCAUCUAGCUGCCCAUUGUAGAAAGUGUGACGCGAACGCUCCAUGCUUCCCGCUUUUCGAACGAACCGUUGUUGUCUAUCGCCACAGGAAUAAGAUUACGAGGGAAAUUGUGGAAGCAGCUGAGAUAGCCAGAGCAGGUGAAGAGUGCGUUAGCACGCCGUCUAUAUUUUUAUCAAGGAAAGAGCUUGAAUUUUUGGGCAUAGUAGUCACAUGACUGUCUUUUCCUCCUUCCCUUCAGUCUGCUCUAUUGUAGUGGCGUCCCAGUGAGUAUAUAUAUACUCACCAGCUGCAAUAAAUCAUUUGUUGAAAGUUA
Messenger RNA from Dermacentor albipictus, 3738 nucleotides. RefSeq lists its product as uncharacterized. Lineage: Eukaryota; Metazoa; Arthropoda; Arachnida; Ixodida; Ixodidae. The record is from RefSeq and is a predicted model, not a curated record.